Messenger RNA from Lactuca saligna, 3570 nucleotides. The record is from the annotation of a GenBank genome assembly. Lineage: Eukaryota; Viridiplantae; Streptophyta; Magnoliopsida; Asterales; Asteraceae.
AUGUCGUCGUGUUCUGUGGAGAAUCAAAACCCUAACCAUUCUUCCCCGUUAAAUUGGUCCAACCUUUGGUUGAAGAACAAGAAAGCUCUUGAUCAUGUCUCUUCAACUAUCCGCCGUCGUUCGUUCUACAGAAAACCCCCACCCCCACCCACUCCUCAAUCACCACCACCGCCACAGCAACCACCACCACCGCCACAGCAACUACCAUCGGAAGUGACCGUUGUUCCUCUUUCUCCCCAUUUUCAACAAACCCAUAACAACGAAACCCUACUUCCUGAUUCCCCCGAAGUAGUCCCCUCUCAUGAUUUCAUUUCCCUCCUUUCCGAUGAAACACUCCUGCAAAUUCUCUCCAAACUUCCUGACAGAUCUCAAAGGAAUUCGAAUUCUUUGGUCUCCAAAUCGUGGUUCAAUCUCCAAGGUCGUUUGGUAAGGUCAGUUAGGGUUUUCGAUUGGAGUUUCCUUACAUCUGGUCGUAUGUUCACGAGAUUCCCUAACCUCAUUGACAUUGAUUUACUUCACGGAAGCGUAAUUUCUAGCAGCCAUUUAAAAAGCUGUGGUCUCUCUUUAGGCCGUGAAUUUGGCCCCUUCUGCAUCGAUUCCGAUGUCUUUUCACCAAACAACCAUACUUUCCGACCUGUUAACGAAGUAGAUUCUGUGUUGAAAUCUUUAGCUACCGCAUACCCCAAUCUUCAACGACUUGUACUCCUAAAUUCUUCCGAGGUUGGGUUACUAAGUCUUGCAGAAGGGUGUCCGAAUUUACAAGAAAUGGUUUUGCAUCACUGCCAUGAUCAGAUUCUGCAUGGGAUUGCGGGAUUUACAAAUCUGCAGAUACUGAAGUUGAUUGGAACCAUUGACGGAUUCUAUUCCUCUUUGGUUUCAGACAUAGGGUUAACAAUUCUUGCUCAAGGGUGUAGAAGGUUAGUGAAACUUGAACUCAGAGGAUGCGAGGGGAGUUAUGAUGGAAUCAGAGCAAUCGGACAAUGUUGUCAAAUGCUAGAAGAACUCACCUUCUGUGAUCAUCGAAUGGAUAAUGGGUGGUUAUCAGCUCUUUCCUACUGUGAAAAUUUGAAAACUUUAAGGUGCAGAUUGUGUGAAAAGCAAAGUCUGAGAGCACUUUUUCUUGUGUGUCGAUCUGUUAGAGAAAUGGUUGUAAAAGAUUGCUGGGGUUUGACAGAUGGCAUUUUUCUCAAUGCCAAUUUAUGCAGGAGGGUUAAAUUUCUGUGGAUAGAAGGAUGCUCAAGGGUAACAACAGAAGGUUUAGAAUCUGUUGUCCUUUCUUUGAAGGAGCUUGAAAGCUUGAAGGUGAUAUCGUGUAAAAACAUGAAAGAUGAUGAAGUGAGUCCUGUGCUUUCUAUGUUGUUUUAUAGUCUUAAAGACUUGAAAUGGAUGCCUGAUAACGGAUCGGUUCUCUCAACGAGUCUUGUGGGGUCCGGAAUGGGUAAACGAGGGGAGGUAUAUGCAAUUCACGCUCCUCUGAUCGCUAAUUUUCAGUGUUCGCCGUUUGAUUCUCUGCAGCUGCACGGAUAUAGAGGGACGAUGAAGAAGGAUAAAUCAGUAGUAACAGAGAACCCUAGCGGAAGUGGUGUAGCGAAAGCAUCUUCAUCGAAUAGGCUGUUUGUACGAGAAGAAGAAGACUCAGAGAGAAAACAAACUACUUACGACUUCCCCUUGCCAAUUGUUACUCGUAAUGGUUCCUCCAAAUACGAUUUCGUCAAGGUGAAAGUAUGGUUGGGUGAUAAUGCUGAUCACUACUAUGUCCUCUCAAGAUUUUUGCUUAGCAGAAUGUUGACUGUUACUAAGAUUCCUAAUCAUACUGCUCUCAAAAUUGCACUUGAACUCAAGAAGUUGCUGGUAGACAAUAGCCUUCUUGAUGUCUCUCAAUCUGAUCUGGAAACUAAUUUGUUUAAGCUCAUGAAAUGGCAUGGCUAUGGGCAAGAGUAUAUAAGCCAUUACAGGAUGAUGACAAGAUUUCACCAUCAAAGGGUACCACUGGUCAUUCUUGUAAGUGGAACAGCAUGUGUUGGAAAGUCUACAAUUGCUACCCAACUUGCACAAAGGUUAAACUUGCCAAAUGUAUUACAGACUGAUAUGGUGUAUGAAUUGCUAAGGACUUCAACAGAUGCACCAUUGGCAUCUUCACCUUUAUUGGCACGCGACUUUAGCUCCUCUGAUGAGUUAAUAACUGAGUUUUGCAGAGAAUGUAGAAUAGUCCGAAAAGGUUUGGCUGGUGAUUUAAAGAAAGCAAUGAAAGAUGGAAAGCCAAUCAUUAUUGAGGGAAUGCAUGUGGAUCCAAGCAUAUACCUAAUCAAUGAUGGAAAUACCAACAAGAAUGCUGAAAAGAUGAAUAAGGGUCCUGAAAUUAUUCCUGAGAAUAUUACAAGUAACAGUGUAAAAGAUCAAGCAGUGGACAGAAAGGCUAUUCAUAAGAGAGAAAAAUCUGGAGCCCCAGAGCCAGUUGUAAUUCCUAUUGUCCUAAAGAUGGCUGAGUUUGAUCAUAAGGCAUUACUAGAAGAGUGGAUAUCUACACGUAAAUUCAGCAGAUAUCCAAUCAAGGAUAAAGACAAACUGAUUAGCAACCUAAAUACCAUUCAAGAUUAUCUGUGCUCUUUCACAUCACAAGGCUCAGAAGUAGCCAACAUAUCCGCAACAACUUUCCCCCAAACACUGGACUGGCUCCAUAAUCAUCUUCUUCAGCGUAUUGAACAAGGUAUAUCCUCUGCCUCUAAAGAAAAUGUUGGUCAACAUGAUGAAACGUAGAUUGGGCAUUUCACACGGUUGACUUUUCAUCUCCAUAGUUAAUGUUACAAUAAAGACUCGAACUUUGUCUGAUUUACAAUGAUACAAAAAUGGUGACACGUGUACAUUCAUAUAGCAAAUAUAUGGUUCUUAAAAGUGCCACUUGGGUCUGGUUUCUUCUUCUUUUUCUGUCAAAUCUCUGUACUGAUACCAUUCUCCUCCCACCUUACCAACCGGAAGUGGGGCCCGGACAAAAAUCUCAACAGGUUUAGGAACAUGAACAUCUAAUGAUAUCUCCAUAUCCUUUUCUUCCACUAAAUUUGACCCCACUUCUUUGACCAUUUGACCAAGACCAACUGGUUCAACUGUUAUCCACCCAAGACCCGAGAUUGCCACAUCACAAGCAGGUCUAUAAAAUGAUAGUCUUUUAAUGCCUUAAAAAUAUAAAACUCAAUAGAUGUUACAAAAAUAUAAAAUUCAAUGAUGUUUAAAUACAUACCUUUGUGUGUCAUCGAAUCUUAUUUGUAAUUGGCGAAUAGUCUCGAGUCCUGUCCAAGUUGCUACUUGUUCUCCACUUGGUGGUGUUAAAGCAACUCCUACUUCUUUCUACACAUGUUAUACAAGAUUCUUCAAUUUUUAACAUAAUGUUUAGCACAAUACAUAUGUUUAGUCAAACUAUACCUUGUAGAAUUGUUCUGCUUUAUUUGUGGGUAGAAUUUGAAGCUUUAGGGCUUUGGGUCCAUAAAAUGUUAAACAUGUUUCCGGAAGGACCUGAAGAAUAGAAAUAAAACAUUAAAAAAAUGUAAAAUGAAGAAUAAAUAAAACAUUAGAAGG